Molecule: messenger RNA, 1126 nt
Organism: Owenia fusiformis
Lineage: Eukaryota; Metazoa; Annelida; Polychaeta; Sabellida; Oweniidae
Source: the annotation of a GenBank genome assembly
GUUUAAUUUUCUAAGAAGUCACUUUUUGACUACACUAUAUAUAGGCACAUACUUUGGAUUAUUGCGUCCUCUCAUGCAAAGAAGCAAGAAACAAACAUAACAGCAUAAUGUUAAUUCGGAUGAUAUUUGUUGUUCAAAUACUUGGUUCGGUUCAAUGUUUUACAAUAACCAACCGUUUGGAAAAAGAAGCAAACUUGUAUGAUGUGGCUAAACUUCAGAAAGGAGAACUUCAAAACAUCGGGGAACAGUUUAUUCCUCUUGGGAAAUACGAACAAACAAGUCCAUUGGCGUUAACAUCAGAAUCUACGAACAAUGGCAUUUUGAGAACCAUACGUGCAUCCGACAAACGAGCCAGAAAGCCAAGGAGAAAGGGACCUAAAGCUAAAAAGGUAGCGUCUAUCCAUAUGGUACCUAAAACGGGAAAUAAUAUCCAUCCUAUUAUUGGUUCAUUUGAUCAACAAGGCAACAUAAACAGCGACUGGGAGGCAGAAUCCCGCGUUAACAUGAAAUUCAUCAUCGACUCGCGCCCCCGUGACGGAUCAAAGUGCUUCAACGAGGCGCUUAUCGUAAUAAAAUACACUGGGAGUUACUUCCUAUACGGUCAGAUAUUUUUCAAUGGGAGAGAUCAUGAGAUGGGUCACUGUCUAUACGUCGCUGAUUCGUACCGACCUUGUGGGUGUUUACGAGCCUCGUGUGGUGAACGAAAAGUCAUGUGUUCACGUUCGUCCCCGGGACACCCCAGGCAUUACAACGAAGCUCAAAAUGUCAACACUAACUAUGUAGGUGGUGUGGCGUUUUUAAGAAAAGGUUCGACCAUACGACUCGGGGUUGAAUCACAAUACAGUACAGAUAUGAGUAAAACCAUUGAAAUAGACAAAUCAAUGUGCUAUUUUGGAGCCUUUGCAGUUUGACUUCGCUACGACGUGACAUGCCUUUUUAUUGGAUGUUAACGCAUGUUAAAACCCACAACAGAAUGAAGAAAGCAGAAUGCACUGUAUUUUAUUUCAAAGAAUAUAUAGCUGUAACUUAAGAAGAGUAUAUUCUUUUUCUUCUAUUGUUUUUAAAGAAAGGACAUUAGGCAACCUAUCAAAAACCAGUGUAGCACAAAAGACCCAUCCAGGUUGAA